This is a messenger RNA of Meloidogyne enterolobii, 1875 nucleotides long. The record is from the annotation of a GenBank genome assembly. Lineage: Eukaryota; Metazoa; Nematoda; Chromadorea; Rhabditida; Meloidogynidae.
AUGUCAAACUCCUUGUAUCGUAGUCCAAGUAUGGCGCAUGGAGGUGCAUUAUACAAGUCGCCUUCAAUGAGCGCUUUUGCUGGCGGAGCACCUUUUGGUGCAAUGUCUGUUGCUGAUUUGGGAAGCCUCACUCGCCUUGAGGACAAGAUUAGACUCCUUCAAGAAGACCUCGAAUCUGAACGUGAACUCCGAAAUCGCAUCGAGCGUGAACGCGCCGAUCUUAGCGUACAGCUUAUUGCUUUAACUGACCGACUUGAGGAUGCCGAAGGAACGACUGACGCUCAGAUUGAGGCAAACCGCAAACGCGAAGCUGAACUUCAAAAGUUGCGCAAAUUGCUCGAAGAGUCUCAAUUGGAGGCUGAGGAUGCCCUAAAUGUUCUUCGCAAGAAACAUAACGACGCUUGCCUCGAUUACAACGAACAGAUUGAAGGAUUACAAAAAAAGAAUGCAAAGAUUGACCGUGAGCGUCAACGCUUGCAGCAUGAAGUGAUCGAGUUGACUGCUACCAUCGACCAAGUCCAGAAGGAAAAGCAUGCUGCUGAGAAGGCAGCCGAACGCUUCGAAGCCCAAGCCAUUGAUUUGGCCAACAAAGUCGAGGACCUUAACAAGCACGUUAAUGAUUUGGCCCAACAACGUCAACGACUCCAAGCCGAGAAUAACGACUUGCUUAAGGAAGUUCAUGACCAGAAAGUACAACUCGAUAACCUUCAACAUGUCAAAUACCAACUCGCUCAACAACUCGAAGAAGCCCGUCGUCGUUUGGAGGAUGCUGAACGAGAACGCUCCCAAAUGCAAGCACAACUUCACCAAGUUCAACUCGAACUUGAUGCUGUUCGCACUGCUUUGGAUGAGGAAUCGGCUGCUCGUUCGGAGGCAGAACACAAAUUAUCCCUCGCAAACACGGAAAUCUCACAAUGGAAGAGCAAAUUUGAUGCAGAAGUUGCAUUGCACCAUGAAGAGGUCGAGGAUUUGCGCAAGAAAAUGAUGCAGAAACAGGCUGAAUAUGAGGAACAGAUCGAGAUUUCUCUCCAAAAGAUCUCUCAGUUAGAGAAGGCAAAAUCUCGUUUACAGUCGGAGGUUGAAGUACUCAUUGUAGACUUGGAGAAGGCGCAAAAUACCAUUGCCAUUUUGGAACGUGCUAAAGUUUGUAUAUUUCUAGACGGAAGUAUAUUCCCAUUUCAGGAACAACUUGAGCGUACUGUUGCCGAAUUGAAACAACGUAUUGAUGAGUUGACUGUUGAGCUCGAGAACACUCAACGCGAGUUGCGCGGUGCUCUUGCCGAAUUGCAAAAGAUGAAGCAUCUUUAUGAGAAAGCUGUCGAACAAAAAGAAGCACUCGCACGAGAGAAUAAGAAAUUACAAGAUGACUUGCAUGAGGCAAAGGAAGCAUUGGCUGAUGCUAACCGUAAGCUUCAUGAACUUGACCUCGAGAAUGCUCGUCUGGCUGGAGAAAUCCGUGAACUCCAAACCGCUCUUAAAGAAGCAGACGCUGCCAGACGCGAUGCUGAAAAUCGUGCUCACCGCGCAUUGGCUGAACUCCAGGCAUUGCGAAUUGAAAUGGAACGUCGCCUACAAGAAAAGGAAGAGGAACUUGAAAAUCUCCGAAAGAAUAUGCAAUUUGAGAUUGAUAGAUUAACAGCAGCUUUGGCCGAUGCUGAAGCACGUAUGCGCGCAGAAAUUUCACGGCUCAAGAAGAAAUAUCAGGCUGAAAUUGCUGAAUUGGAAAUGACAAUUGAUAACCUCAACCGUGCCAAUAUUGAGGCACAGAAGACCAUCAAGAAGCAGAGUGAACAACUUAAAGUACUCCAGGCCAGCCUUGAAGACACUCAACGCCAGUUGCAACAAACUCUUGAUCAGGCAUCUUUUAAUACCUGA